Molecule: messenger RNA, 2718 nt
Organism: Anneissia japonica
Lineage: Eukaryota; Metazoa; Echinodermata; Crinoidea; Comatulida; Comatulidae
Exons: 2
Coding region: 846-2363 (505 amino acids)
Source: RefSeq, a predicted model, not a curated record
GCAUACAGAUUGGAUUGACAUUAUUUGGAAGUUUCUAAUCGUUUAUCUGAUUUUAUUAUAGUACUACUGUACAUCGUAACCUUUGAACAGUGCAGAGUAUACAGUGAUCAGUCGAAAACUGAAAACGUUAGACCGAAUGUGAACAUGGCUUUUACCGAAUUCACAACUAAAAACCAUAACCUCGCUAGAUAUCUCACCUAAGAUAGAUCACUAACAAAUCCAGCUUGUGUGUAAUAUUCUUGAGUAGAUCAACACAGAACGGUACGCCUUUUCAAACCAAUAAUCAUGGCAAGCAGUACCAAUACGGAAGUAUCACGGGCGAUGGAGAAACUUGCCAAUACGACCAUUUCGUUGAAAACUGUUGACAGGUUGGUUCAGAUAUCUUAUGUUAGAAUAGAGCAAGAAAUGUUGUACAGUUUAUCCAGAAGAAUUAAUCAUUUCGAGUGUGUCCAUUUAACAGGAAGUUUUUAUGAGGGAAUAAAUAAAUCGUCUUGCAAUGAUCAGGACCAGAUGGAGAGUCAUAAAGUAUUUCCAAUUGUUGAGUUCGAGCCUCCGGAAGAAAAAGAGAAGUUUAAGUGGGGGUAUGUAAUAGCAGAACAAACGUUUGUAAGGGAACCAGCGUAUUUGAGACUUAAAGCCGUAGAUAUAGACUGUUUACAUGACACAGUCAAAACUGCAAUUGAUAAAGAUAAGUAUCUGAAUACUGUUGAUUUUCUAAAGGUCCAUAAGCCUAUGUCAGAUAACCAGAGUGAUAUCCAAAUUCACGGCCCCGCAUUUACUUUCCAAAAUCUACGGUCGUCAGCUGCGCAUACCAUGGAUGCAGUCCUUUGCUUAAAAUCCAACUUAUGGCCUUCUGUGUCCGACAGUUUUUUUUUACUAGAGAACGGCUAAAUAAAUGGCCAAAUAAAACUUUAGAAAAGAUUCGAAAUGCUGGUUGUUUGGUUGUUCCUGUUGGACACCCAAGUAGUGUUUCAAGAGAUAUCGAAUGGAGAUGGUCAUUUUCCGUAGCAGAGAAAGAACUCCUUCAGGAUAUGAAUGGAUCACUACCAACAUGUCUGUUUACGUUGAAGGCACUCAAAGGAAUGUACAUUAGCAGUGAAGAGGAGUCUGACGAACCAACUCCAUUUUGUUCCUAUUUUCUUAAGACCGCUUGCCUGUGGCUUUAUGAAUCUAUUCCACAUGAAGAUUACAACAUCAUGGAUUUGAUUAGAAAAUUACUUAGCUGGCUGAUAGAAUGCUAUCAGAAAGAAAACCUCCCGCAUUAUUUUAUCCCCAGUCAAAAUUUGAUUGGUCAUUUACCAAAGAAAGUAUGUGAAGAAGUGCAAGAAAAGCUAAAAAGAGUUAAUGGUCCAAGUCUUUGGAAAAUGGUGAUGUCAUGUAUUGGUAAUAGUCCUUACGAGAGGGAAAUAUUCAACUCUAUGUGUGAUAAACUAGGGAUCGCUAAAGUCGGCGAGGGUGAUAGCCAUCAACAACUGGAGACCAAUCUAUUGAGUCACCCCAGGGCCAAGGAAGAGCUUGAAAAUGUAAUUCGCAAGCUAUCACCCGGUGACUACAUUCACGAUAAAUUUCAAUAUCUGAACAUUGUGAAAUGGCUUUCACUCGAGUUUCCCAGUUUAAUCAGGGAACUCCACAUCCUUAUUGAAUUUAAGGCUGAAACUUCCAAGAUCUUAGAUCUUCCAGAGUCAGUUAUAAUGCCGAUAAUACAUAUGUUAGAUGAUCUAGUGCCGGAUGGAUAUAAACUGAUGUUCCAACAGCACUUGCUUAGAUAUCUAGGUGAUGUUUAUACAUAUUUAUUGAUAUACUUGCGAAACAAAUAUGGCGCUGUGGCUGGGAGUGAUCUACACCGUUACAAGGAUAAACCGAUUCAGUACUAUGAAUUAGGAGCUGAAAUGGUAUUUCCUGACAAAUGGAGUGAUCGCACACAGGGUGGAAUAAUUCUGCUGGCUAAAUACUAUUAUCUGACUGGUGAUCAUGAAACUCUAAACAAAAUACUAAAAACCAUUGGACCUCAAAUGCCAUUUAUCAACCAAGAAACCAUGAAUAGGCAUAUAAAUAUAGAAAUAAAGAAUACAUUGCACCUGUCCCUAAGUUCAUGGGCUGCUGAUAAAAAGUUGCAAAAACUUGCAAUUGUAUUCGGUCCUACGUUUCAUCUGCAUCCAGUCGUCUUUGUGUUCUAUAUGCAGGCUAGGGUAGCUUUAUCAGAAGACGAUGUGAAGAAAGCGUCUGCGCAUUUGAAUAGUAUGAAGGAAUGCCUAAUAAAGAUUCUGGACUUGAGAUUGAGAGAGAAUACAAUGCCUGUAAUCAAAAUCAUAGAAAACGAAAUAAUCAAUAGAGGCUUAGUGGGCCUUCAUAUAGAUCGAUAAAAAUAAUAUAAUUUCGUAUUCUAAAUCUCAAUUUGCACUACUAAAAAAUAGCAACUAAAUAUUCCAUCCAUGAACCAUGUUUUAUAUCAAAUGUCCUGGUUCUCUUAAUCCUGAUCUCUCUGAUUACAUCAGUAUGAACUCCAGAUAUUUAAAUGAUCUUAAAUUUGUUGAAACUUUUAAGAGAACGAACACUUUUUAAUCAUUUCAGUAUAAUUUUUAAUUCAUUUCCUCCUGACGUCAGCAACACUGCUUUGUUCUCACUGAGUUAGUUGUUAAAUUACUUAUCUUUAUUAUGUUAUUUGUAAUUAUGUUAUUUGUAAUUUAAUUGAAUGAAUGAAUUGUCCUUUUUCUUAAA